This is a messenger RNA of Toxotes jaculatrix (banded archerfish), 1122 nucleotides long. RefSeq names its product lnc RNA pou2af1 (gene pou2af3). The transcript is spliced from 4 exons. The record is from RefSeq and is a predicted model, not a curated record. The annotation marks the transcript as partial. Lineage: Eukaryota; Metazoa; Chordata; Actinopteri; Toxotidae. Gene Ontology annotation, molecular function: DNA binding; POU domain binding.
UCUAUUCAUGCAGAUAAACCGAGGGUGUACCAGGGCGUCCGGGUGAAGACCACGGUCAAAGAGCUGCUGCAGAGGCACAGAGCCCGGCAGGCCAACAGCAAAAAACUUAAACCGAUAUCCCAGGCUUGCUUGGAUCUCCAGGAUCUCUGUGCGUCCACUUUUCCAAAUUUAAUUCCGCCCAGUCGCUAUGUGGACCCUCCUGCCGCCAUUACACCAGCGGACGCGAGCGGCUGUGGCGCGCGAGCACUCCAGCAGCGCACCGCCUCGUUCCAUGACGAUACCCCGUGCAACAUCCAGAUGCAGGGGGACACGUUUGACGACAUCCAGCAGCAGUUUGGGGACAUGAUGUUGCCCAGCAACUUCUACAGUGGAAGUAACAGUAACAGCAUCGGCGGCGGCGGCGGCAGCAGCUACAGCGCCUCCAUGCUCCCCCCUCCUACCCUCCCGCCGUCCUGGUGCCACGGACUCUCCUCAGAUGCGGACUAUUAUGGGCGCGUGAUGGCUCCUUGCUCCUCACCGGAGUCGCUGAAGGUCUGCAGCCCCAUGGAUCACAACAGCUACUCGCCGCAGGACUCUUUCUCCUCCUCCUCCUCUUCCUGCUACGACUCGCCCACCAGGAUGGAGUCGAGCUACCAUGGCUUUUCUUCAGAGCACUACGACUACCAGCACUGCAACCUCCAGGACUGUUACUGCCUGCCCCACUGUUGGCCAGGCCAGCAGGAGAACUUGUCUGCCCCUGAAUACACACCUUACUACAACCCCACAGACUAUCCAUACGCCUGUCCAGUGGAAGAGAACUAUUUCAAGAGGGAUUUGCAGAUGAGCUCUGAAAUGUGUUACAAUGUACUAUGAUGAGACGUGGAGCAGUAUUGUUUUGUCCUCUGUGUGUAAAUAUGAUUCUCUCUCUCUCUCUCUUACUCAGUGAGGCUGUUUGCUCGAUGCUCCCCUUUGCAUUUCAGUGUGCUUUUACUGGCUUGUGCUUUGGUGGAGUGAAUAUGUUGAAUGCUGAAUGGAUGGAAAUGCUAAUAUUUUUGCAUCAAUUAAUGUUUUUUUUUUUACCAUGUAGAUUUAUUUUCAUACGCGUAACUUUUUGCAGUACUAAAUAAAAAUGUGUUGAAUUCA